This is a messenger RNA of Rasamsonia emersonii CBS 393.64, 1341 nucleotides long. RefSeq lists its product as uncharacterized. The transcript has 4 exons. The coding region runs from base 1 to 1341 and encodes 446 amino acids. Lineage: Eukaryota; Fungi; Ascomycota; Eurotiomycetes; Eurotiales; Trichocomaceae. The record is from RefSeq and is a predicted model, not a curated record.
AUGCUGCAGCUGGUCUCGUCGUCCGACCUGGCGCUCGACGCCAAACGACAGCACCGCAUCAACGCCAAUUCCUUCCAGCAGAACGCCAUCCUCUCCUACCGCGGUUGGCAGUAUGUAUGCUUCUACUCUAACAAGGACGACCGGGUGUCUGGUGGUCCGUUACUGGUGAAUAUCAGCCGAAGACGCCCUGAUGGCCCAUCGCCAUCCUGGGAGACAUUGACUUUUCGCGAUUACGAGCAGACUGUCGACGAUGGUCAUAACACCAUCUCCAUAGGCAUCUGUGCUGGAGAUGGGACGAUCCACGUCUCGUUCGACCAUCAUUGUGACCGAUUACGAUUUCGCGUGUCAAUAGAGGGUGUAGCAAACCAACCAGAUGCUUUCUCAUGGACUCCAGCUCUGUUUGGGCCGACUCUACAUCACUUGCCCAGUUCCACCUGUCCGGAAUCUCUUUUUAGAGAAGUCACGUAUCCUCGAUUUCUCUCCGUCGAGAAUGACCUUCUUCUGGCUUACCGGGUUGGCAUUACUCAUUCCAGGGCCGGCGCCGGCUCCGAGCUUCUUUUCAAGUACACGAGCACUACCCAUGAAUAUACAUACCUGGGACAAUUCCUCACAGGGCAGGAGAAUAGCCCUUACACCAAUGGUAUCGAUUAUGCUCACGGUCGGAUUCACGUCUCGGGCACCUACCGCCACUUCAUCGAGUAUGAAGGUGUCCACGAUCCCAACUCGACUAGACACAAGGCCAAUGCCGGGCCCAAUGGGCCGGAGAACAACUACAAUCUGUUCUACGCAUACAGCGAUGACAUGGGAGAAACGUUCCUCAACUCGGAGGGCCAGGUCCUCGCGUCGUUGCGGCAGGGCGAAAGCAUCUACCCUGAUGCCAACGGGCUGAUCGUAUUUGAUAUCCCCAUGAACAGCGGCAUCAUGAAUCAGGAAGCGCAGGCCGUGGACCGAAAAGGCGGCUUCCAUGUGUUGAACAGGGAACGGGAAGUGUGGAUCCAUUACUACCGAAGAUCAACAGGUCAAUGGAGCCGAUGCGCUCUCCCCGGACCUCGACCAACAAAUACAGGCGCACGAGGGGCUGUUGUCGCGUCGUUGGACACGGACACGCUGUUUUUCGCCCUGCCAGGCAAUCGCGACGACACGCUGACGAUCGUGGGUGCACAGCUGGACGGAGAAGCGCCAACGUACCAAAUUCUAUGGACUGAUAAUGGAUUCUCUGGGGAGCCGCACUUGGAUGUAUACCAACGGGACGGUCGUCAGAUGCUGUCAAUUUUCACAAGGACAGAGCCUGCAGACAAUACAGAUCGGAAGGUCGUUGUGAUGGAUUUCGCUAUUAGUUAG